Rhinopithecus roxellana (golden snub-nosed monkey) is the source of this 1593-nucleotide messenger RNA. It is a transcript of the gene MYADM, whose product is annotated as myeloid associated differentiation marker. The coding region runs from base 295 to 1263 and encodes 322 amino acids. Gene Ontology annotation, cellular component: cell-cell junction; plasma membrane. The transcript has 3 exons. Gene Ontology annotation, biological process: negative regulation of heterotypic cell-cell adhesion. The record is from RefSeq and is a predicted model, not a curated record. NCBI's taxonomy places the organism in Eukaryota, Metazoa, Chordata, Mammalia, Primates, Cercopithecidae.
CCUACUGCUCCCUUCGCCACUCGCGCGGCUUCCACUCCUGGUCUCGGCCUCAAAGCCUCUUCAGCUGUCGGCCCUGGAAGGUGCCCAGCGGCGGCAGCGCCAGACGCGCCCCGUUAGCUCAGCGUCGCUGAGCAGCCGCAGCCGCCACCAGGCCCCGCCCAGCGGCCGCCGCCAGCCAGGCCGCGCCCGGGACAACUGCAGAGCGCGGUGCUCUUAGAGCCUGUUCCAGGUGUGGCUUAAUCCGUCUCCACCACCAGAUCUUUCUCCGUGGGUUCCUCUGCUAAGACCGCUGCCAUGCCAGUGACGGUAACCCGCACCACCAUCACAACCACCACGACGUCGUCCUCGGGCCUGGGGUCCCCCACGAUCGUGGGGUCCCCUCGGGCCCUGACACAGCCCCUGGGUCUCCUUCGCCUGCUGCAGCUGGUGUCUACCUGCGUGGCCUUCUCGCUGGUGGCUAGCGUUGGCGCCUGGACAGGGUCCAUGGGCAACUGGUCUAUGUUCACCUGGUGCUUCUGCUUCUCGGUGACCCUGAUCAUCCUCAUUGUGGAGCUGUGCGGGCUCCAGGCUCGCUUCCCCCUGUCUUGGCGCAACUUCCCCAUCACCUUUGCCUGCUAUGCGGCCCUCUUCUGCCUCUCCGCCUCCAUCAUCUACCCCACCACCUACGUCCAGUUCCUGUCCCACGGCCGUUCCCGGGACCACGCCAUCGCCGCCACCUUCUUCUCCUGCAUCGCUUGUGUGGCUUAUGCCACCGAAGUGGCCUGGACCCGGGCCCGGCCCGGCGAGAUCACUGGCUACAUGGCCACCGUGCCCGGGCUGCUGAAGGUGCUGGAGACCUUUGUGGCCUGCAUCAUCUUCGCAUUCAUCAGUGACACCUACCUGUACCAGCACCAGCCGGCCCUGGAGUGGUGCGUGGCGGUGUACGCCAUCUGCUUCAUCCUAGCGGCCAUCGCCAUCCUGCUGAACCUGGGGGAGUGCACCAAUGUACUGCCCAUCCCCUUCCCUAGCUUCCUGUCGGGGCUGGCCUUGCUGUCUGUCCUCCUCUAUGCCACUGCCCUUGUUCUCUGGCCCCUCUACCAGUUCGAUGAGAAGUAUGGUGGCCAGCCUCGGCGCUCAAGAGAUGUAAGCUGCAGCCGCAGCCAUGCCUACUACGUGUGUGGCUGGGACCGCCGACUGGCUGUGGCCAUCUUGACAGCCAUCAACCUACUGGCGUAUGUGGCUGACCUGGUGCACUCUGCCCGCCUGGUUUUUGUCAAGGUCUAAGACUCUCCCAAGAGGCUCCCAUUCCCUCUCCAACCUCUUCGUUCUUCUUGCCCGAGUUUUCUUUAUGGAGUACUUCUUGCCUCUGCCUUUCCUAUGUUUUCCUCUUCCUGUCUCCCCUCCCUCCCACCUUUUUCUUUCCUUCCCAGUUCCUUGCACUCUAGUUCUUGGAUGCAUCUUCUUCCUUCCCUUUCCUCUUGCUGUUUCCUUCCUGUGUUGUUCUGUUGCCCACAUCCUGUUUUCACCCCUGAGCUGUUUCUCUUUUUCUUUUCUUUUUUUUUAAGACGGAGUCUCACUCUGUGGCCCAGGCUGGAGUGCAGUGGUUCAGUCUUG